This is a messenger RNA of Salarias fasciatus (jewelled blenny), 1242 nucleotides long. RefSeq lists its product as uncharacterized. The coding region runs from base 42 to 1088 and encodes 348 amino acids. The record is from RefSeq and is a predicted model, not a curated record. NCBI's taxonomy places the organism in Eukaryota, Metazoa, Chordata, Actinopteri, Blenniiformes, Blenniidae. Gene Ontology annotation, molecular function: DNA binding. Gene Ontology annotation, biological process: regulation of transcription by RNA polymerase II. The transcript has 3 exons. Gene Ontology annotation, cellular component: nucleus; transcription regulator complex.
CUGUUUGACGUCCGGCGGCCGCCGCUUAAUCUGAACCAACCAUGAACAUGGAAUAUAAGCUCAUCAUGGCCGUGUCCGGCUUCCCCAGCCUGUACGACACCAACUCGCUGACCUACCGGGACCUGAACAUGCGAAGCGACGCUUGGAGGCAGGUCGCGGAGCUGGUGGGGGUCCCUGAGUCGGAGUGCCGGAGGAAGUGGAAGACGCUCCGAGACCAGCACCGGAGGGAGCGGCAGCGGGAGAAGGAGAGGCGCGAGAGCGGCAUCGGGCUGGCCAACUACCGCCCCUGGAGGUACUCGUCCAUCCUGUCCUUCCUCAACCCGUUCAUCGACGCCCGGGCGGCCGGCACCAACGGCUGGGCGCUGGACCCGCAGCCCUCCCACCUGCACGCCGCCGAGCUGGUGGGCUGCAGCACGACCACGGACACGAGGAGCGACGACGACGACAGCUACGGAUUUGCGGUCGCCGACGCCACCACCACGUCCUCAGACUUCAUCCACAGGAAGCGGCCGUUGUCGGCGCACUUGGACAUGUUCAGACUGAAAGAGGCGAAGCUGGAGGUGAACUCAGACGACAGCACACCGGCCGACGACGGCGCGCAGCAGCACGCCAGCAUGAAGGAGCUGCUGGAGACCGUGCUGCACUCCGUCACCACCCUGGCCUCUUCGUUAGCCUCCUCGCACUCCUCCGGCCAGCCGCCGCCGCCGCCGCCGUCGUGGAACGCGCUCCGACUGAAGAUGGAGCAGCAGCAGCAGCAGGAGGAGGAGCCGGCGGCGACGCAGGCGAUCCUGUCGGACGAGGAGGACGGAGACGAGGUGGAGGAGGUGGCGGAGGCGGAGCGCCGGCCGGGGUCCCCGGUCCGGCCGAGCUGGGCCCGGCGGCGGGGCGUGGAGGCGCUGCUGGAGGAGUUCCUGCGGCGGGCGGAGGCGCGGGACGCGCAGAGCGCCGAGCAGAGGGACGAUGUGACGCUGUUCCUGCUCAGCCUGGCGCCGGCCAUGAGGCGGCUGGAGCCCGAGAAGCAGUCGCUGCUCCGCACCAGGAUGCAGCAGCUGCUGCACGAGGCCGAGUUCGGAGCCGCCAGCGUUUAACCCCCACUCCAACAUUUCUAUGUUUAUAUGACUUUUUUUUUUUUUUUAUAAAAGACUGAAGAAUUUCAACCUGGAAGAACCUGGGUCAUAUUUUAGGUCAAACCUGGAGAAUAUUGUGUGCUGACAUGUUUUUGUGAUUUUGUAAUAAAAGAAA